AUGUCGCGGCCGCAGCUCCGACGCCCGCCCCUCCUCACCCGCCCGCGGCGCGGCGGCUCCGGGCUCGCUCUGCUGCUGCUGCCGCUGCUGGCGUUGCCGCUGGCGGCCGGGGCUGACUGCCCGUGCCCGGAGCCCGCGCUCUGCCACCCGAUCCGCCACCGCCCCGACUUCGAGGUCUUUGUGUUUGAUGUUGGGCAAAAAACUUGGAAAUCUUAUGACUGGUCACAGAUUACAACUGUGGCAGUUUUUGGAAAAUAUGACUCAGAACUUAUGUGCUAUGCUCAUUCGAAAGGAGCCAGAGUAGUGCUUAAAGGAGAUGUAUCCUUAAAGGAUAUCAUUGAUCCUACUUUCAGAGCAUUCUGGAUAGCUCAAAAACUUGACUUGGCCAAAACACAAUAUAUGGAUGGAAUUAAUAUAGACAUAGAGCAAGAAGUUAAUUGUUCAUCACCUGAAUAUGAUGCAUUAACUGCUUUAGUCAAAGAAACCACAGACUCUUUCCAUCGUGAAAUUGAAGGAUCACAGGUAACCUUUGAUGUAGCUUGGUCUCCAAAGAACAUAGACAGAAGGUGCUAUAAUUAUACUGGAAUUGCAGAUGCUUGUGACUUUCUCUUUGUGAUGUCUUAUGAUGAACAAAGUCAGGUCUGGUCAGAAUGUAUUGCAGCAGCCAAUGCUCCCUAUAAUCAAACAUUAGCUGGAUAUAAUGACUACAUCAAGAUGGGCAUUAACCCUAAGAAACUUGUAAUGGGUGUUCCCUGGUAUGGUUAUGAUUAUACCUGCCUGAAUUUAUCAGAGGAUCAUGUUUGUACCAUUCCAAAAGUCCCUUUCCGGGGAGCUCCUUGUAGUGAUGCUGCAGGACGUCAGGUGCCCUAUAAAAUGAUCAUGAAGCAAAUAAAUAGUUCUAUUUCUGGAAGCCAAUGGGAUAAAGAUCAGCAGGCUCCUUAUUAUAACUAUAAAGAUCCUGCUGGCCAUUUUCAUCAAGUGUGGUAUGAUAACCCUCAGAGCAUUUCUUUAAAGGCAGCAUACAUACAAAACUCUGGCUUACGGGGCAUUGGCAUGUGGAAUGCAAACUCUCUUGACUACUCUGGAGAUGCUGUAGCCAAACAGCAAACUGAAGAAAUGUGGAAAGUCUUAAAGCUAAAGCUAUGAUAGAGAUGAAUAUCUUUUGCCAAACUUAAGAUUUAGAAAAUGAUCUGUAAAACUAGAUCUGACUUCU
Molecule: messenger RNA, 1213 nt
Organism: Cynocephalus volans (Philippine flying lemur)
Lineage: Eukaryota; Metazoa; Chordata; Mammalia; Dermoptera; Cynocephalidae
Gene: CTBS
Product: chitobiase
Exons: 7
Coding region: 1-1146 (381 amino acids)
Biological process (GO): chitin catabolic process; oligosaccharide catabolic process
Molecular function (GO): chitin binding; chitinase activity
Source: RefSeq, a predicted model, not a curated record